Molecule: messenger RNA, 2467 nt
Organism: Theobroma cacao (cacao)
Lineage: Eukaryota; Viridiplantae; Streptophyta; Magnoliopsida; Malvales; Malvaceae
Product: putative arabinosyltransferase ARAD1
Molecular function (GO): glycosyltransferase activity
Source: RefSeq, a predicted model, not a curated record
GAGAACUGAAACAGAAAAGGAAGGAAAGAGCGUUACAACUUACAACAACUACUUCCAUUGUUUUGGUUUGGUUGCUUCUUCUUUUCCUCUCUACUCUCCCACAACAUCACCAAUUACCACAGUUUGAUCUCUCCCUUUUCUUCUUGGUGAUCAUUUUCAACCCCAACAGUUCACAACUGGCAGUUAAUUUCCCUUCCAAUCUUUUUGGAUUCUUUUUUCUUGGUUUUCUUUGCUUCAUUGCUGAGAGUUUGGAUAUUGUUUUCUUUUCUUUUCAUCUGGGUUUGCUUUGUUUUCUACAUUGGUUUUCUCCUUUACCAGCUGGUUUCUUGCUAUUGACUGAAAGUAUAGAUAUUUUGGUUGUGGAUUCAUGGCUAGUGUAAGUGAUUUGAAUCUUUUUUCUACAUGGGAAUUCAAUGGAGAGGUGAUAUAGAUUCUUGGGAAUUGGAUACUUUUUUUUUUUGGUUAUAGUGGAUUUGCUUGGAUUGGUACGUACAUUACCAUGGCUGAGAAGCAUGGCUCUUCUAUCACUAGGAAAUCUUUCUUUUGCUUGUUUAUGGCAACUACAAUGUUGUUUGUAUCAUCCUGGUUGUUUGUGUUACGGUCAACAAGCCGUCCUAACUUCUUUGAUCGUACAUUGUUUCCAAAUGAAAAGCUUCUGACUAUUUUUAACAAUGGCCAUUCUGAAUCUUCUAGUCAAAGUAAUGUUGAAUCUUCGAAUGGAUCAAGUCGAGCAAUUCUUGCAAAUAAUGAAAAAGACCAUGAAGAAGGAGAAGGAGAAGAACCUCCAAAGAGAGAAGUAGGAUUUCAAGAUAAGGAUGGUGCCGCGAACUGUAAUGGGAAUUUUAAAGAACCACUUAAGGUUUUCAUGUAUGAUUUAGACCCUGAGUUUCAUUUUGGGCUCUUGGGUUGGAAGCCUGAAGGAGGUAGUAGUGUCUGGCCUGACAUUAGAACUAGAAUACCCUCAUAUCCUGGUGGAUUGAAUUUGCAACAUAGUAUAGAAUAUUGGCUUACAUUGGACCUCCUAGCUUCAGAAUUUUCUGACAAUCCAAACAACCGUGCUGCUAUCAGAGUGCAAAAUUCUAGUGAAGCUGAUCUCAUAUUUGUACCUUUCUUUUCUUCCUUGAGCUAUAAUCGAUUUUCCAAGGUGAACCCUCAUCAGAAGAAGAACAGGAACAAAGUUUUGCAAGCCAAAUUGGUAAGGUUUUUAACAGCUCAAAAGGAAUGGAAGAGGUCAGGGGGGCGAGACCAUAUUGUUAUGGCUCACCAUCCAAACAGUAUGCUAGAUGCUAGGAUGCAACUGUGGCCUGCAAUGUUCAUACUUUCCGAUUUUGGUAGGUAUCCAAUAAAUAUAGCAAAUGUUGACAAAGAUGUGAUUGCGCCUUACAAACAUGUAAUCAAAAGCUAUGUCAAUGAUACAUCUGAUUUUGAUAGCCGGAAAACUUUGCUAUUCUUCCAAGGAGCCAUAUACAGGAAAGAUGGUGGAUAUGCUCGACAAGAGUUAUAUUAUCUUCUAAGAGGUGAAAAAGAUGUACAUUUCUCAUUUGGAAGUGUCCAAAAGGAUGGAGUCAACAAAGCUAGCCAAGGAAUGCACUCAUCCAAAUUUUGCCUAAACAUAGCAGGUGACACUCCAUCAUCGAACCGCCUUUUUGAUGCCAUUGCCAGCCAUUGCGUUCCUGUGAUCAUCAGUGAUGAGAUUGAGCUUCCCUACGAAGAUGUUCUCGACUACUCUCAGUUCAGCAUAUUCGUUCGCACAUCAGAUGCUCUCAAAGAAAGAUUCCUUGUAAACCUCGUCAGGAGCAUCAAGAAGGAAGAAUGGACUCGAAUGUGGGAGAAGUUGAAAGAAGUUGAGUCUUCAUUCGAGUUUCAGUAUCCCUCGAAGGAAGGUGAUGCUGUUCAAAUGAUAUGGCAGGCCGUGGCACGCAAGGCUCCUGCUGUUAAGAUGAAGAUAAACAAGUCUAGGAGAUUCUCUCGUUCUGUUCCCCGCAAAGAGAGAGGGCUAAGAACUAUACCAUCACCAAGUAACUUCUGGUGAGAAAAGGGAAAAAACUUCACAUUCUUUCAUGGCCUUGUGAAGCAUUUAGAGAUCCGAACGCAUUAGGAUUUUGAGACUAAAACUGUAUUAUUUUUUGUAAAGAAGAAAUUUAACAGACAAAAAAGGAAAAAGAAACCAUAGGUCUAGACACUCACCUUCCAUUUCUGGCUAGAGAAUGUCUUAAAUUCCUUCUAAGGAACUUCUCUCUUCAUUUCAGAAGGAAUAUAUGACUUCCAGGGAACUGAAGCUUUUCGGCUGUUAAAAAUUUGGUUAAAAAUCUUUGUACCUAUGUACAUAUAUUUACACAACUUACUUGUCCAGAAAGAGAAUACAUAUUAGUUUGUUCUUCACAAAAUUCUUGCUCAAUGAUUGGAAGUGUGCAGUGCCUGGAUGAUGAUGUCUGCUGGUCUAACUCUGUGUCUAAGUAAAAUUGGA